CCGACCCUGACAAAGAUGGCCCCUCUGUCCCUCACGGCCGAUCCUCACAGAUCAAUCACGCGGCUAGCCUACCGGUGCUCCUCUGAGGGCCCGAGCUCCAGCAGAGUGGGCCCCAGGCCCCCAGUUCCCAAUUCCCAUCGUCCAAGGGCCCACGGCGCACUCUCCACUCCACUCCCCUCGGCGGUCGGCGCUCUGUCCACCCCAGUGAAGGCCGCGGCGUCACGGUCGCGGCCGAUCCUCCCGCCGCCGGCUGGCCUGCGAGCCAGGGCCCCCUCCUGUGCAUGUCAUCCGGGAUCCGCCGCUCGUUCCAUGGUUUCGACUCGCCGCUCAGCACGGAGGGGCGGCAACGGCCCACUCGCGGCCGACGGAGCGCCAUCCGAGCUCGCCCCCGACGCCCCUCCGCCGCCCUCCGUUCGCCGCCGGCAGUCGCGCGAUGCUUCGCCUCCAGGGUGGCCCGGCCGAGCUAGGGAGAAAGCCAGCUUUGUUAUCUCUAACGAUGACAAACUGAAGCAGCCUGUGGGGGCAGAUAAACAGGACAGGCAAGGGAGGGACAUUGUGGUGGUCGAGGAACCAGAUGAGAUGGAUGAAGAUUCGAGGUCACUGGAGGAGCCACCAGGCUGGCUUCCUGAUGGUUGGAUCAUGGAGGUUUGCCGUGAUGAUGACAGCUCCAUCUACCGUCACUACACUUCCCCAGUGUCCGGAUACACAUUCACAUCAAAGAUGGAGACAAUAGAAUAUCUUUUCUCAGGGAUGGAAGAACGUAUGCUGGAGUCACAGGAAAGAAUUGAGGACAAUGAGCUUCAUGGUUCUCAUACAUGGCUUCCAGGUGGGUGGUUAAUUGAGGUCAGAGCUGGUGGGAAGAAAAUGGAUAAAAUGUACAAGUUCUAUUUUCACCCGCCUAGUGGUAUGCGAUUCUUGUCAAAAGGAGAAGUGUUGCGCUAUGUUAAUGAGGGGAAGAUUUCUGCAUGUGAUAUGGAUCUGCUGUGUGACACAAGCACUGAUGAUAAUAUACUUGCACUUGUGGAAUUCAGUCCAGAUGGUCUACCAGAUGGAUGGGUGAAAGAAACGAUAUUUAGAAAGUGCAAUGAUGGAAUAAGAAAAGACCCGUAUUACACCGAUCCUAUUAGUCAUCGUGUAUUUCGUACGCUUAAGUCUGUAUUGAGCUACCUUGGCACUGGAGAAAUAUCUAAGCAUGCCUAUUUACCAAGGAGAAAUGUCAUUGACAUGUAUUCAUUUGACAAGUGUGCAGAUCUGCCUCAAAGUAUGCUGAAAAGACUAAAAGCAGAAGGACAAACAAAGCACAAAUCGAGGAGAGCACUGGUUUUGAACAAGGAAUUACCUAAUGACCAGACUUCAAAUCACUCUCUAUACAGGAUAAUGAGGUGGUUACAUUGCUUGGGAUGCAGUACUGCUGAAGGUGGGUUAACUCCAAAGUCUGAUCCCAAAGGAAAUAAGUUUGGCAAUGAGAAAGGUACAAGCACACAUGAAAUUGGUUCAGAGACUACCAUACGACGAAGAGGGAGGCCAAAGAAAAUCUUGAAGCAAACGAAUGAAAGUAUUUCAGACCGUGACAGGAGACAUAAUGAGACAAAGCACAAUGAGGUGAAAGAGGAAGUGGAUAUUGGUGUUGAGGAAGGCAUGCCGAAUGGGAAGACUAAAGAGCAUACUGAGAUGUUGGAGUGCACUACAGUAAUCCAGGAAUUGGAAAAUAAUAGCAGCAUAGCAGAAAGGAACUUGUCGAGAAGGAAGGGAGACGAAUCAGAUUUGGUGGCUUGCCCCGGUUUGGAGAGCCAAGAGAAUGGCAGAUUGACUAAAGCUGGUGAGAAGGCAACAUGCACCUCAGUUUACAAAUUUUACAAGAGGAGAUGUAGCAACCAGAUGCUUGGUUCGAAUAAAGGAUAAAUUAGAUCAAGUUGCCUGGUGAGUUUGGAUCUAGUCUCCAAAAGAUCAACCAGCUGAUAGUUGGUCCGAGAAAAUAUCCGAAAUUGCCAACAACUGAACGCAUAUAUCAAAAACAAUCAACUAGGGCCUUAUUCUGGGGACAAAAUUUCAACCAAAGUUGAUCUAUGUGUCCAGCUUUUCCUCAUUUCCUUUCAUUAUCGGGGGUGUGAAGCAAAAAUAAAUGAAAUAAUCCAUUUGAUUCUUUGUAUCUGGGAACUGAUUACUGCAUAAAGCAAGCAGGAUGUAAGAAUUGAUAGCAGGGACAUCGAGGAAUUUAUUAAAUGUAAGAAAGUUCCUUUUGCCUUGAGACAGGCGCGUUUGUGGAUCUGUCCAUAGAGACUUUAACUUGUGUACCCUUAUGUAAAGUCUCUUGACCUCCAUACAUCUAAACAAAGGCUCGCACAUGUAUGCCUUGCCGUCAA
Panicum virgatum (switchgrass) is the source of this 2363-nucleotide messenger RNA. RefSeq lists its product as uncharacterized. NCBI's taxonomy places the organism in Eukaryota, Viridiplantae, Streptophyta, Magnoliopsida, Poales, Poaceae. The record is from RefSeq and is a predicted model, not a curated record. Gene Ontology annotation, molecular function: DNA binding. The coding region runs from base 16 to 1902 and encodes 628 amino acids. The transcript is spliced from 10 exons.